GUCAACAUCGAAGAAAAGUGAUGAAGAGUUAGUCAACAAAGACCUAUUUUGGGUGUCAAAAAUGAAGGAUUUAUCGAUUAUAAACUUUCGGUCGUUUAAUGUGUGAGUACAGGGAAUAAGACAUUGAAAAUGCCUCUUGUUUCUAUGAAGAAAACUACCGGAGGAAACUCCAAGAACCUCCCUGUCCGAGUGACGACCAUGGAUGCUGAACUGGAAUUCGAGAUCGAGAGUAAGGCGAUGGGGAAGGAACUGUUUGAUCUGGUGUGCCGCACUAUUGGACUGAGAGAGACGUGGUACUUCGGGCUACAGUUUGUAGACUCAAAGGGCUACAUCGCAUGGCUCAAGUUUGAUAAAAAGGUUCUUGGGCAGGAUGUUGGCAAGGAAACUCCGAUCCCAUUCCUGUUCCUGGCCAAGUUCUACCCGGAGGAUGUGUCGGAGGAGCUGAUCCAGGAGAUCACCCAACAUCUGUUCUUCCUGCAGGUCAAGCAGUCAAUACUCAACAUGGACAUCUACUGCCCGCCCGAGGCCUCCGUGCUGCUCGCCUCAUACGCCGUGCAGGCCAAGUAUGGAGACUACGACCCAGCAACAUACAAGGCAGGGAUGCUGGCCAGCGAGGACCUGCUGCCCCAGAGGGUCAUUGACCAGUACCAGAUGACCCCCGAGAUGUGGGAGGAGAGAAUCAAAGUGUGGUACGCAGACCGCCGCGGCAUGACCAGAGAUGAAGCGGAGAUUGAGUAUCUGAAGAUAGCCCAGGACUUUGAGAUGUAUGGAGUGAAUUACUUUCAGAUUAAGAAUAAGAAGCAUACAGAUCUGUGGUUGGGUGUGGAUGCUAGGGGGAUCAACGUGUACGAGCGGGAUAAUCGACUCACGCCCAAGAUAACAUUCCCCUGGAGUGAAAUCAAGAAUAUCUCAUUUAAGGACAAAAAGUUUCUUAUUAAAAAUGUUGGCAAGGGUGCAGCCGAUUUCACUUUCUAUGCCCCAAAGUUGAGGAUUAAUAAGUUGAUCCUGGAGCUGUGUGUGGGCAAUCAUGAACUGUUCAUGCGGAGACGGAAACCCGACUCCAUGGAAACCCAGCAGAUGAAGGCCCAAGCACGUGAAGAGAAGGCUCGGAAACAGCUGGACCGGGCGCGGCUGGCGAAGGAGAAGCAGAUGCGAGAGGAGAUGAUGCGGGAGAAGGAGGACCUGGAGCGGCGGUUGAUGCAGCUGCAGGACGAGGUCCGCAUGUCGCAGGAAGCUCUGAUGAGGUCGGAAGAAACAGCAGACUUGUUGGCGGAGAAGGUUCGCAUCAUGGACGAGGAGGCUCUGUUGUUGAGAGAGAAAUCAAAAGAAGCGGAAAAUGAAGUCCAUCGGAUCAAAGUGUCGGCAAUAAAGACGGAGGAGGAGAGGAUGUUGAUGGAACAUCGGGCGAGGGAGGCAGAGAUGAUAGCAGCCAAACUACUGGAGGACUCGGAGAGGAGAGCCAAGGAAGCUGAGACGUUAAAGGAUGAACUGCUUCAUGCCAGGAUCGCGGAGAAGUUUGCCAAGGACAAGCUCCUGGAGGUAUCUCGGACCAACAUCCCCUACAGUGCUGGGAGUUUCCAUAGUUACCACAUGCCCCCUGAGCUGAAUGAGCUGAAACUUGACCACACGAUACUGACCCCCACUCCUCCACCUCCGACACAGAUGCCGGUGGAGCACCUGCCGAGACAUGGAUCAGCUGUCUAUGGAGAUAGAGAAGGAGAGACUGGAGUACAUGGAGAAGAGUAAGAACCUACAGGAGCAGCUGAAGGAGCUGAAGACGGAGAUCGAGGUGCUGAAGGUGGAGGACCGACAGACGGACUUCGACCGGCUCCACGAGGAGAUCAUCCAACGGGGGGAGACCAAGU
Messenger RNA from Haliotis rubra (blacklip abalone), 1865 nucleotides. Its product is annotated as merlin-like. Gene Ontology annotation, biological process: positive regulation of early endosome to late endosome transport; regulation of gliogenesis; regulation of organelle assembly. Gene Ontology annotation, molecular function: actin binding; cell adhesion molecule binding. Gene Ontology annotation, cellular component: adherens junction; cytoskeleton; filopodium. Lineage: Eukaryota; Metazoa; Mollusca; Gastropoda; Lepetellida; Haliotidae. Bases 130 to 1746 code for a protein of 538 amino acids. The transcript has 14 exons. The record is from RefSeq and is a predicted model, not a curated record.